Gavia stellata (red-throated loon) is the source of this 3777-nucleotide messenger RNA. RefSeq names its product zinc finger protein 541 (gene ZNF541). The transcript is spliced from 15 exons. Gene Ontology annotation, molecular function: transcription corepressor activity. Gene Ontology annotation, cellular component: histone deacetylase complex; transcription regulator complex. The record is from RefSeq and is a predicted model, not a curated record. NCBI's taxonomy places the organism in Eukaryota, Metazoa, Chordata, Aves, Gaviiformes, Gaviidae. Gene Ontology annotation, biological process: negative regulation of DNA-templated transcription; regulation of transcription by RNA polymerase II. Bases 1 to 3777 code for a protein of 1258 amino acids.
AUGGACCAGUACCCCUUCGGCGACGAGAACGUGGUUCCUUUGGAGCUGCCUUUCCCUGGGUUUUCCGAAAGCCAGGGGCUGGUCUGUGGCGAGGCUCUCGACCCCGAUCUGUGCCGAAAUGGGAAGGAGGUGUUGCACGCGGGGCUGAGCGGCCUGGACAUGGUGCCUGGCCUUCCAGCUGCGGAUGCGGCCAGCGAUGCUCUGGAGGCCGAUUUAAACGCCUUCUCUCUGUUCCCGGCGAAGGACUGCGGCUCUCCUCAGCUCCUCGAUCAGCACGAGCCCACGCCGACGGGACCGGAGGAGGCUGGAGGAGGAGACAGAUCUGCGGGGAGAGGAAAGCGUCCCCUGGGCUCUCCUCGGAGCUCGCCGCCAGGCUGCAGCCGCUGCGGGAAGGUGUUCGGCAGCGCCAGCGCUCUCAGCAAGCACUGCCUGACGCACAGCCAGAAACGGGAACACGUCUGUACCAUCUGCGGCAGGGCCUUUAAACGCCCGGACCACCUGAGCGGGCACGUGUUGACGCAUCAGAAGAGAAAACCUUUCGUGUGCCCGGAACACGACUGCGGUAAGAGUUACUGUGAUCACCGUUCGCUGCGCCGGCAUUACGAACUGCAGCAUGGCUUGUGCGGCUUGAAGGAGGCUCCCAAGAACGGUGCCGGGGAGGGAUCCCCGCUUCUUCCCGCUCCGUAUAUCCAAGGCAGCGGGAAAUCGGCGGACAGACUGGCCGCGCGCUCAGAGUUGGGCCCUUUCCCGCCCACACGAGACUUGCCGAGGUGCGCUGCGAACAGCUUUGCAAACCAGAAGCUUCCCUUGGCCGCAGAGCAGGCGGCUGCCGCCUUGACGGAUUCCUCUGCAGCCAGCCGGGCCUCUUGCCUUGCAUCCGACAGCAGUGGACUUUCAGAGGCUGCAGGAGGCAAUAUCUCGAAGGAUCGCCUCUCUUGCCAAAAGACUGCCACUUCUUCCAACGUCUGUGCCGUGAGAAAUCCCGGCAAUGCGUCUGUGGCUGCACCGGGCGAGAACGUAAUGAACAAUUUGACCAGUCCGUUUUUUAUUUCGGAAGCCCAGCUCCCCUUGGAGCCCGCGGGGCUGCAGUGCUGUCCCAACGGCGCCCUGCCUUCUUUUCCUGUGUUCCGAGGGCAGAAGCCGGCCACAAACGGGUUGAGCGGUCCCUUUCAGUGGAUACAGAACGUGCCGGUUUGUGCUAAACCCUCAAGGAAUAGCGUCUGCCUUGCUCGCCAGCCACCUCCCGCGGCGCAGGGUUUGUCGGAGGGGUUAGCUGGGCCUUCCCCCACGUUCUCAGCCGCGUACGAGUGUCCGGACGCUUUGUCUUUCCCCGUGGCACCUUUUAAAGCCGAAGAGGAUGCGCCGAGCGAGUCUGCCCUCACUUGUUUUGAGGAAGCCUUUCAGUUGGCGCAAACCCACGACUCCCAGCCAUGGGAGAACGCCGGGGAGUCGAGUUUUCCGGAGGUUCGGAAGGGCGGCGUGCCGCAGAGCGAGACCAGGCAGCUCUUCCCACAGCCGCUGCAGCAGCAGCCCCUCUUCCAGGCCAUCACCGAGUCUCCGCAGGUCCUGUCUCACGCCCAGGUGCUGGCGGCUCCCCAGGCCCCGGCAAACGCCCUCCAAGCGGGGUUUCGGCAGCCCCCCUUGGCCCCCCAGCUUCCACAGCCGACUGAGUACGAAGGGCCUUCCGCGUCCCUCCAAAAGACCGUCCCCCAGUUCCAGGACACUUUGUCGGACGGGGAGAAACGAGGACUGCAGGCAGCACCCGUGGGAUUAAGAGACUCCGCUGUUCCUAGUCGGCUCCAGUAUGGAGUGCCUGGAAGUGCCGUGGGCAGCCACGCUUCCGGGAGGUCGAAUCAGCUCGAAAACAAGGCUUCCGCGUUUAAAAAAGAGAGGAGUAAAGACGGUAGCGUGGAGGCAGGCGGGAAACCGCCGGUGGGUGCUGCCCGCUCUUGGCGUCUGCCUGCCGUCCGCAGGGAGAAGCCGACGUUCGGGCCGAGCCGCGCGGCUCCCCCGAGUCAGGUGGCCAUGGCGUCCUUCUCCUCGGCUCCUGCGGCCGGGGGGACGCGCAGGCUGACCAUUUUCAACAGGAUUCAAGGUGGAAAUAUCUACAGCCUCACCAACGCGGCAAAGGAAGAAAACUUGUCAGCUGGGUGCAGUAAGACCGGUGCCGUGCCGACCGAUGGCAGCAACUGCGAAAGCGGCUUUCUCCACGGGAGCUGCGGCCAGCCGUUUUAUACCGAGAACGGUCUGCAGAGCCACGGCUGUCUUCGUGGUGAACAACGGCAUUCACCGCAAAGGAAGGAGGAAGAGCAGGUCUGCGAUGCAGGAGACGGCAGCGCUCAGAAACUGUCGCUGGAGGCAGCCGGAGGUGGAAACUGUCCCUCGAAACCCCAGAUGCCUACAGAGGACGUCACCAUGGCUCCUCUGGUCAUUCCCGUCUCGGUACCGGUGAUGGCUGCGAAAUCGCAAGCAGGGAGCAAGGUUACUGAAAAGGAAAGCCCGGAUGGGAAGGACCUCAAAGAAAGCUUGCACCAAACAAAGCGGAAGAGGCAGAUGCGGCCAAAACGGCUCUAUAUCCCCCCUCCGCCGGCCCCUGAAGCCCAGCCGGGGAUGGGAGGGUGUUACCAGAGUCACCUGCGUUCCCCCAUGUUCCUGGUGGACCAUCUGCUGAGGGACUUGUUCCAGUGCUCUCCUUACACGCCACCUCCGAUGCUCAGCCCCGUGCGGGAAGGAUCAGGCCUCUAUUUCAGCACUCUCCGCUCUUCCCCUGCUAGCGGUGAUCCCAACCAGCUCUUCGGUGCUGUAUUAGGUAAAACGGACAAGGACUUUGGAUUUUGCCUGCUGAACGAUGACACCAAAAUCCACAUUCAGCCGCACAUCAAUGUUGGGAGUAACUUUCAGGCAGAGUUGCCAGACCUCCAGGAUAGAUCCCAUGUGGACAAGGAUGAACAGACAGAGACACUGGUGUGGAAGCCCUGGGGAGACAUCGAAACUAACCCGGCAACACAGGACAGAGUAACAGAACUGCUCAACAUGGCUUGCUCCAGCGUCAUGCCGGGCGGCGGAAUGAACAGAGAGCUAGCCUUGCAUUGUCUGCAUGAGGCGCAAGGCAACGUUAUGAAGGCUCUGGAGAUGCUGCUUUCUGGGUGGCCGCAGAAAUCCGAAUCCCAUCCUCUGGCGGAUUAUCAUUACACAGGCUCAGACACUUGGACGCCUCUCGAGAAGCAGUUGUUUGAAAAGGCUAUUAGCGUGCACAAGAAGGAUUUUAACCUGAUACAGAAGGAGGUUCAGACUAAGAGUGUGUCCCAGUGUGUUGAAUAUUACUAUAUCUGGAAGAAAAAAAUUAAAUUUGACUGGCGUGAAGCUCCAGUAAAAGGAAAAAAGGUCAAGAGAGGCAAGAAUAAGGUGGAAAAGGCUGAAGAAAAGACCACCUGCAGCCCAAAGAAGCAGCCCCGUCUUCCACCUAAGGGAAGCAGGAGGAGAAGGAGAAAGCAGAGGGGUUACAAAAAGACGCCCCGCAGCGCAGGCGGUCCGUCCUGCAAGCCCAGCGUGCCUUCCUGCCAGGCUGGAAGUGCGGGUGAUCAGAGUGUGUUUCCCUGUAAAGACUGCGAAAGGGUGUUUGAGAAGGUAAAAGGUAGGAACGUUCACAUGAAACGCCGUCACCCGCAGGAGCCGAUGGAGCCUCUCAUGCCCUUGAAGCAUUUGAAAAGUGAGGCAAAGACGGAAGAAACCCAGAUGCCGACCACCAGCAACUGGGAAAGUGCGAUUUCAAACUAG